Molecule: messenger RNA, 2370 nt
Organism: Zygosaccharomyces rouxii
Lineage: Eukaryota; Fungi; Ascomycota; Saccharomycetes; Saccharomycetales; Saccharomycetaceae
Gene: TCO89
Product: Tco89p
Exons: 1
Coding region: 1-2370 (789 amino acids)
Biological process (GO): TOR signaling
Cellular component (GO): fungal-type vacuole membrane; TORC1 complex
Source: RefSeq, a predicted model, not a curated record
AUGGGGCAUAAGAAUAAAAUACGUUCAGAAUUAGAUUCUAUGGCCGCCCAAAGUUCCUCCAAGGGAUUGCAGAACAUGACAUCCAAUUCUGCAAGUGGGCAUACUACGAGGCCCUUUAGGCAGUUUUCUACCAAGUCAAGAGCUAAAAGCACUGCAAGUUUUAAGGGACUGCAUAGAAUAACACCUCAUGAUAGUGGUAGCGAUGCUGAUAGUCAUCAUUCCGGUGAAAGUGUAUUCAGAAAGAGCGGAAGUUCUGAUUCACUUUACAGGAAGAGGGCCAUUAGUGGGUUGAAUAUGACUGCUUUGACUAGGGUUAAAUCAAAUCCAAGUCAAAUGCCGGGUUCGAGAUCUAGUUCUGUGAACAGUUCCACCAGUUACAGUCUUGGAGCAGUUUCCACCGGCUUAAAACCAAGCACUAGUAAGCCAACCCAUUCUGUAGUGGGACUUCAUGGCGAUGAUAAAGACAUUGAUAAUGAUACUACUACAGAUGAAGAAGUAGAGUAUUUCUCCGAUGAAGAAGAGAAUGAAAAUGGCAAAUCACAGAAAUCUUCACCCAUAGGAGAGAAUAUGCCCAGGGAAAAUUCUAACAACAAAGUCAAAAGAACACCAGAGGAAAACAAAAUGCUAUCAAAAUCAUUUAGUGAAUUGACUUUACCUUAUGAGAGAGCUGAAAAUGAGGCUCCACACCUGGUGAAUCAACCAAGUUAUAAAGCACCCUCAAGUUUAAUUAAUCCGCAGCAAGAACAGUUGUUGUCGAACAGUUAUAAGGAAGUUAAUGAUGGUAAUAAUGAUACGAAUACUGAGAAUAAUGAUGGAGGUAAUGCUAAACCAGAAUCGAACGAAUUGAAAAGACAAGAAUCAGAUGAAACAGCUAAUGACAAAAUAUUACAUGACGAUGGUGAUGAUCGUAUUGAUAAUAACAAUUUAUAUCCUGCGGCAGUAGAUACAAGUAUGGAAGCUGGAGCUCAUAGUCUCAAGAGACAGGGAAAGAAUUUUCAAGACCCACAAGAAAAUGGUUUGUCCUUAAUGGGAGAGGAUGAAUCCCCCCGUGGAACCGGUAACUACAUCUCCCAACGCAGAAAUAGCGAUCAUGAACAGUAUAUCCCCAGCAUGAUCCUUUCACAAUCAACAGGUGUGGAAAGAAGAUUUGAUCAACCUGCUUCUAUACAAAAUUCUCUAGCCAAUAAUUAUCAAGUGAUGCCUCCACUAGAAGAAGCCCAGAAUGGUGCUAUUAAAGAAUACAACAUGGGUCUUAACAAAGAAAAUCAAAUCAUUGACUCUCCUAGUUUUCAAAAUGUUAAUCGAGAUCAAUUACUUCAACAGCAACAGCAUCAACAACAGGAGGAACAGCAUCAACAACCGCAACCACCGCAACCACCGCCACUACAACAACAGCCAUCACAGCGGCAACCACAUUUUCAACAUUUCCAUCAACCGCAGCUGCAACAACAUAGUCAAGUACCGCCACAACAGUAUCAACAACCACAACAGCACCAUUUAUCACGCCAAAAGCAGGCCAAUAAUACAAAUAGUAAUACUCAGCAUAGUUUUUCUACAUCAAUUUCGAGUUUGACAAGUAGUCUACAAAAGAUGGCUCCAGAAAAUGUCUAUAAUACCUCUCGCAAGAGUCAUUUGCUUCGGAAGAAGCCUUCCCAGAUUUCGUUCCUUGGUUCAAGCUUUAGAGGCUCCAAUGCAGAGGUUCCAAACUCAUACUUACACCGUGAAAGUCCUCCAGCUUCUUCGGACAUCAAUAAUUUUGCACAGUUUUUGAAAUCAGAUAACAUGGAUGGUGAAUCUAGAACUCAACGUAAGCUUUGGCUGCAAAGAGAAAAUUCCAUUUUAGAUCUUAGCUCACAACAUGAAGCUAGUGAUUCUAUUUUCAUGGCCAGUAACAUUGAAGUUAAAAGAGAAUUCGAAAGGAUCUCACACGAGUAUACGAACGUGAGAAGGUUUUCUAAUCCGAUUGAAGAAGCAUUAGCAAGAGUGGACUCUGAACAGAAACAUACUGUGAUUAAGAGUACUACCAGUCAAGAUUCUGAAAUGCUAGAUUCUCUAAUUCCAAGGCCUAUUAAUGAAGGUAAAGAAAUUGAUGAACUUCUGCCGAAGUCCCAAAGCGCCAAGUUACACAAGGUUUUGCAAUCUAUUUGGAGAGAGGAAAGUGCAUUGUUCAAUAAGGACACGAACCCUGUAAAUCGUAACAAAUCACCGAUAUCAGGUCAUGUCACUAACACAAGUCGAACAUCUUUGAAAAAUGUUAUGAAUCCAGGCUCUGCGCUUCAACACCAGAGGGUAAUCAACUCACUACAACCAACCACGAGGGCUGUUAAUAGAAGGAUGGAAAACGCCCUACAUAAUCAGCAAAGAUUGUGA